CUUUCGAAUCAUCGUCUUUAUAUAUGAUCAACAUAUAUUAUGUCCCAUCUACCGCCUAUCACAUCAGCUACAGCAAAACUCCCUGAGCAACGUACGAACAACCCCCCGUACUCGGUCCAAACAGGCCGCAAUGUCCACUCCAUUACCAUUGGCCCUUGGUCCAUAGUCUCCACAAAGAAACCCAUACUGAACGGCAAAGAGAUUGAGGCUAAACCCGCUCAAAGUGCUGAGAAAUCACUAAAUCUCCCUUUACCAGAAAUGACAUUCGGUAACAACUCGCUCUCUCUUGUAUACAAUCCCACGACCGCUUCCCCAUUAGAUUCGACAGCUGCAUCUAGGUAUAUUGCUGUAUCUACGGAGGCGCGUGUAAACCUGAGCUUCAAGACACUAGAUGCUCUAGCAGGUGUUGCGACAGGAGAAGGCUGGGAAGACAGAGUUGGAGGUGGUGUGUUGGUUAGUAUGGCGGAGAAAUGGGGAAAGAACAAAUCAUGGGCAACCACAGAAAGCACUUCAUUACCCGCUGCCGGAGUAUUUGACGUCCCCGUCCCAUCUAAACCUGUAAAGCCUCAUGAUUGGACAUAUUCCACAUGCUACGCUGGGUCAGUUGCUGGGCCAUCUACAUUCGAACCAUCAUCAACUCACUCCCUUCCCCUUUCAUUAUUAGCUCGUCAAGAUCCCGUCUUGGACCAAAUCUUAUAUUACGAGGAUGUUCCUUUAUAUGAGGAUGAAUUGCACGACAACGGCGAAUCAAUUCUCAAUGCUCGUAUUAGAGUUAUGCCUCACUCCUUCUUCAUUCUCGCGCGCCUCUUUGUCCGCGUCGACAACGUCUUAUUCAGAAUUUAUGAUGUCCGAAUAUAUCAUGCGUUUGGCAGUGACGAAAUAAUAAGAGAAGUUUCGGGUAUGGAAGCAGGUUAUAACACCGUAAAGCAGUUCCUUGAGAAACCCUCAGACCUCUCUCCCCUCACAGACCCCAACUGGGUAUACAGCGUAAUGACUCAACUCUCAAACCUUCCUGUUCGUGCCCCGGCCCACAGACGCUCUUCAUCAUCGAGUAGUCGACAUGGUAAACCUUGGCCUGGAUUGGGUAAGAAAGUGGAAGUGUUGAAGUUACCAAAGGCAGGUGUGGAUGAAAUUGGAGAAGGAUUGGAUAAAGUGCAACUGUAAUGUGGCCGACUUGCUUCAAAAUCGUCGCGACUAAUGUACAUAAUUAACGAAUGGACGCCGUGAUGGUCCCAAGACUUUUACUAUGCAUGACUAUUGACUGUCUACAAACCUUCUCAAUGCGCGAAUCUCGUCGAAAGACGAUUUACAACACCCACCUACAACGACUCCCUUCCAAACCCCUUUCCCUUCCCUCUCUGCUCCUCUUACUCCUUUCGCCACAUCACCAACGACCUCUGCCCAUUUCUCAGCAUUCUCCGGACUCUGAGGGGCUACAACCCACGCUCUGGUGGUGGUAUCAUACAUCUGUCCCCCAUCAGGGUAUAUCACCAUUUCCACUUUACCGAAAAACUCAAAAGGAAGGUGAGAAGUAAAUGACGAGGAGAGAAAAUGGAGGUAAGACGGAUUAGUGCAGUUGAUUCCGAUUCCGUUGGGGAUGGGAUCAGGUCCGGAGAAGAGGGAGUGGAUCACCUGUGGGAUGGAAGCGUGCGAACCAUCAGGAAGGAGUUGGGGGUGUUGUCCCAUUGGGAAGGGACUGGUUAUCCAGAACUUUUUCUCCCACCACAAGUCAAUAUUAUCCCCAUCAGCAUAGAGGGCAGAAAGUUUCCCCCUCAAUAUCGCCAUUGCCCGCCUGAUACCACGGACUUCAUGUAAAACAGGUAUCGUCUCAAAUGCUAUCCACUCCACCUCCCGCCAAGCCGCUCCAUCGUGACUGAUCGCCUCGAGCUUAUCCAAGUGGUGAUACGCAAGCGCUUGGAUAGCUGCUUCCUCUUCAUCAUUAGAGUCGGGAGGGAAAGCAUUGGUAGAUGUUGAAGGCCCAAAAGGAGGGGGAUAGAUACCACCAUAUUCUUGGCCAGGUUGGAGAGUCGAGCCGUAAGGUCCGAAGGAGAGUACGACUUUGCUUUUGUUACCGCCUUUACUUUUUGUGUUAUGUUCCUCAUUGCGAGAAGAGCAAGAGGCGAUACAGGAAGCGACCAGUUUGACCCCUGAACAGAGAAUACAUUCAGCCUCUUCCCUAGGGCAGUGGAGAUGGUCGCAUAGGUUUUGAGGUGUGAGUUGGUAUCUGUUGUCCGACACAUUUUAUUAGAACUUUCAGACUCCAAUGAUAUGAAUAUGUUGAC
This is a messenger RNA of Cryptococcus deneoformans JEC21, 2282 nucleotides long. Its product is annotated as signal transduction-related protein, putative. The record is from RefSeq and is a predicted model, not a curated record. Gene Ontology annotation, cellular component: cytosol. NCBI's taxonomy places the organism in Eukaryota, Fungi, Basidiomycota, Tremellomycetes, Tremellales, Cryptococcaceae. The transcript is spliced from 6 exons. Bases 40 to 1164 code for a protein of 374 amino acids. Gene Ontology annotation, biological process: TOR signaling.